This is a messenger RNA of Haemonchus placei, 201 nucleotides long. The record is from the annotation of a GenBank genome assembly. Lineage: Eukaryota; Metazoa; Nematoda; Chromadorea; Rhabditida; Trichostrongylidae.
CAUCGUGAUUAUUCUCUAGUGUCACUCAUCAUUCAGCUUGUCGAAUUGGAAAUGCCGUUCGCGGUGAUCAGGCCCACAAUGGGAGAGGAUGCAGAAACUAAUCAGCGAUCAAUGACAGUCGAUGCCAUAAUAACACGCAAACUGGUGUUCAGGAAUCGACCAAAACCCCUCAUAACACAGCAGCAUCUUGCAGAGUACUGA